AUUCUCUUAACGGUGGCAACUCCUACCUGGUGUGAGAGCAGGGAAACUACAUCUCCAAAAGCUAGUGAUGGGACACCAUUUCCAUGGAGUAAGAUGCGACUUCCUGAGCACAUCAUUCCUGUUCAUUACGACCUCAUGAUCCAUGCAAAUCUCACCACUGACUUUUGGGGCACCACUCAAGUGGAAAUCACAGCCAGCCAGCCCACCAGUGCCAUCAUCCUGCACAGUAACCGCCUGCAGAUAUCAAAAGCCACCCUCAGGAGAGGCACCGGAGAGGGGCAGCCUGAAACACCACUGAGAGUCCUGGAGUACCCGCCUCACGAGCAAAUUGCACUUCUGGCUCCCGAACCUCUGGUUGCUGGGCUCCCUUACACCGUGACCAUCGACUAUGCUGGCAACCUCUCUGAGAGUUUCCAUGGAUUUUAUAAAAGCACCUACAGAACCAAAGAGGGGGAAGUGAGGAUACUUGCAUCAACGCAGUUUGAACCUACUUCAGCCAGAAUGGCCUUUCCGUGCUUUGAUGAACCUGCCUUCAAAGCAAGUUUUUCAAUCAAGAUCAGAAGGGAGCCAAGACACCUAGCUAUCUCCAAUAUGCCAUUGGUUAAAUCCGUGACAGUUGCUGAAGGACUCAUAGAAGACCAUUUUGAUGUCACCGUGAAGAUGAGCACCUACCUGGUGGCCUUCAUUGUUUCAGAUUUCAAGUCUGUCAGCAAGAUGACCAAGAGAGGAGUCAAGGUUUCCAUUUAUGCUGUGCCAGAAAAGAUAAAUCAGGCAGAUUAUGCACUGGAUGCUGCAGUGACUCUUCUUGUUUAUGAGGAUUAUUUCAGCAUUCCAUAUCCAUUACCCAAACAAGAUCUUGCUGCUAUUCCUGACUUCCAGGCUGGUGCUAUGGAAAACUGGGGACUGACAACAUAUCGGGAAUCUGCUUUAUUGUUUGAUGCUGAAAAGUCUUCUGCCUCCAGUAAGCUUGGCAUCACCAUGACGGUAUCCCAUGAACUUGCUCACCAGUGGUUUGGGAACCUGGUCACUAUGGAAUGGUGGAAUGAUCUUUGGCUAAAUGAGGGUUUUGCCAAGUUUAUGGAAUAUGUGUCUCUACUCGUGACUCAUCCAGAACUGAAAGUUGAAGAUUAUUUUUGCAAAUGUUUUAGUGCCAUGGAGGUAGAUGCAUUAAAUUCCUCACACCCUGUGUCCAUACCAGUGGAGACUCCUGCUCAGAUUCGGGAGAUUUUUGAUGAAGUUUCUUAUGAAAAGGGAGCUUGUAUUCUGAAUAUGCUAAGGGAUUAUCUCAGUGCUGAUGCAUUUAAAAGUGGCAUUGUGCAGUAUCUCCAGAAGUACAGCUAUAAAAACACAAAAAAUGAGGACCUGUGGAAUAGCAUGGCGAGUAUUUGCCCUUCAGAUGGCACACAAGGGAUGGAAGGCUUUUGCUCUAGAGGUCAACACUCAUCUUCAACCUCACACUGGCGACAGGAAGGCGUUGAUGUGAAAACCAUGAUGAACACCUGGACACUGCAGAAAGGCUUUCCCCUGAUAACCAUCACCAUGAGAGGAAAGAAUGUUCAUAUGAAGCAAGAGCACUACAUGAAAGGGGCUGACGACGCAUCAGAAACUGGGUAAUGUU
Molecule: messenger RNA, 1618 nt
Organism: Talpa occidentalis (Iberian mole)
Lineage: Eukaryota; Metazoa; Chordata; Mammalia; Eulipotyphla; Talpidae
Product: endoplasmic reticulum aminopeptidase 1-like
Biological process (GO): peptide catabolic process; proteolysis
Cellular component (GO): cytoplasm
Molecular function (GO): zinc ion binding; metalloaminopeptidase activity; peptide binding
Source: RefSeq, a predicted model, not a curated record